Messenger RNA from Brassica oleracea var. oleracea, 1045 nucleotides. RefSeq names its product charged multivesicular body protein 5. The coding region runs from base 376 to 885 and encodes 169 amino acids. Gene Ontology annotation, cellular component: multivesicular body. Gene Ontology annotation, biological process: vesicle budding from membrane; late endosome to vacuole transport via multivesicular body sorting pathway. The record is from RefSeq and is a predicted model, not a curated record. NCBI's taxonomy places the organism in Eukaryota, Viridiplantae, Streptophyta, Magnoliopsida, Brassicales, Brassicaceae. The transcript is spliced from 7 exons.
CAAGUCUCUCUGUUUCAAGUUUCCGAGAUUUUGAUCACACGGUGGGUGUAGAAGUAGAAGACGAGGAUGAGGAGAGUUUUCGGCGCGAAGAAGAACACAGAGCCUCCUCCCUCCAUUCAAGAUGCCUCCGAUCGGGUUCGUAUAUAUGCUUCUAAUCUUCAAAAUCGUCGUUUCGCAAUGUCCUGUGGAGAAAAUUAGAAUUAUGAAUCUCUGUGUAUUCGAUCAUCUGAGAUAUUCGGCUAUCUAGAGAUAAACAAAAGAGGAGAAACAGUGGAAGAUAAGAUAAAGAAGCUUGAUGUUGAUCUCUGCAAAUACAGAGAGCAGAUUCAAAAGACGCGUCCUGGUCCUGCUCAACAAGCUCUCAAAGCUCGUGCCAUGAGGCUUCUCAAGCAGAAGAAAAUGUAUGAAGGACAACGCGACAUGCUCUAUAAUCAAACAUUCAAUCUCGAUCAAGUCUCAUUCGCUGCUGAAGGACUCAAAGAUGCUCAACAAACUAUGACGGCGCUAAAGUCUGCUAACAAGGAGCUUAAAGGGAUGAUGAAAACCGUACAGAUUCAAGAUAUUGAUAAUAUGCAAGAUGAGAUGAUUGAUCUGAUGGAUGUGAGUUCCGAGAUUCAAGAAACGCUUGGUAGGAGCUACAACGUUCCUGAUGGUCUUGACGAGGAUGAUCUCAUGGGAGAGCUUGAGGCUCUUGAAGCUGAUAUGGGAGACGAGACAGAAGCAGAUGGAGUGCCUUCUUAUCUCCAACCCGAUAAUCAAACUGAUUACGAUGAGAUUAGCUUGCCUUCAGUACCCAUGGGACAGACCGGUGCUCCACCUGGUCGAGUUCAGGCUGAGGAUGAGUUUGGAUUGCCGGCGGUGCCGCGAGCUUCUCUCCGGGGAUGAAGUUCUGGUGAUUCUCUUUGUGGAGUGGAGCUACUAUACUAAGCUCUUUUUUAGUCUUAGGAUUAUAGUCACUUUGUGCAUAACAUUUUCAACUUUUCUUUUGGCUCUGUAAUGGAUUUUUUUUUAUAUUUAAAUAAUUGCGUGUUGUGGACGGCUCUAA